Messenger RNA from Solanum pennellii, 930 nucleotides. Its product is annotated as transmembrane emp24 domain-containing protein p24delta4-like. The transcript is spliced from 4 exons. The coding region runs from base 83 to 724 and encodes 213 amino acids. Gene Ontology annotation, cellular component: Golgi apparatus; COPII-coated ER to Golgi transport vesicle; endoplasmic reticulum. The record is from RefSeq and is a predicted model, not a curated record. NCBI's taxonomy places the organism in Eukaryota, Viridiplantae, Streptophyta, Magnoliopsida, Solanales, Solanaceae. Gene Ontology annotation, biological process: endoplasmic reticulum to Golgi vesicle-mediated transport; Golgi organization; intracellular protein transport.
UUCAAUAGGAGAAGAUCGAUCUCCUUCUCCACAAUUGAAGAUCCCAAAGCUCUGUCAGUCAAAAUUCUUCAAGUAAAAGGGAAUGAUGGGUGACAUGAGCAUGAGCAGAUGGAUAUGCUUGAUGCUACUCUGUUUAUUGCAUAAGGGACAAGCUAUAUGGUUGACUGUUCCCUCCAUUGGAACCAAGUGUGUUUCUGAAGAACUUCACAACAACGUCGUCGUUUUGGCUGAUUACUAUGCCCUUCCCGAUGAUCAUACCCAUCCCAGCCCCACACUUUCCGUCAAGGUCACCUCACCAUUUGGGAACACCCUUCAUCACAAAGAGAACACGACACAUGGUCAGUUUGCCUUCACAACAACUGAGGCUGGCAACUAUCUAGCUUGUUUUUGGGUUGAAGAUGGUCAUAAUCCAGGAGGUAAGAGCUUAAAUGUUGGCCUUGACUGGAAAACCGGAAUUGCUGCCAAGGAUUGGGAUUCAGUUGCCAGAAAGGAGAAGAUAGAGGGUAUUGAACUUGAGCUGAGAAAGCUUGAGGGAGCUGUGGAGGCCAUUCAUGAAAAUUUGAUAUACUUAAAGACCAGAGAAGCAGAGAUGCGGGCAGUUAGUGAAAUAACUAAUACGCGGGUGGCUAGCUUUAGUCUUGCAUCCUUGGGAGUCUGCGUCAUGGCAGCAGUUUUACAAAUUUUGUAUCUGAAGCGAUAUUUCCAAAAGAAGAAGCUAAUUUAGAUAGCAGAUAAAAUCUUAGGACUAGCAUCAUUUGGCACUUUUUAUGUGAUUUUAGUGGAUCUAGCUUUAACUGUAUCAGAUAUUGAAGGCAAAGGUUUCAUGCCUUAGAUUUGUUCUUCACUUCAUCAUUUCAGUGGACAUUGUUGUUGACUACUUGUACAUUUUCUGAAGCAGUCUUGCUUAUUUAAGCAGCAGAAUUCUCUCUA